AUGACAGUGUCAAGGCAACUGGGAGCUCUAAGUGGAGCCAAAAUGGGGCCCGGGGCGCGGACCCGACAGGUGUUUCCACUUCAACCUUCCUCAGAUUCUGAGCCAGAAACAGAGAGAGUUGGUGGUGGUGUCAUUCAGCCCAGGACAGAUGAGCUGUUGGAAUUUCUCCAGCCAAGCAAGGAAAUGGUAGCUGCCUCAAACUCAGCUGAGGGGUAUUCUGACACACUGCAGGCACUCAAGAUGAAAAACAGACAAUAUCUAUUAGAACUGGGUUUGCUCUACCAGGUAAAAUUGGAGAAUGACCAGAAACCCUUCAAGGAGGAUCUGGAAGACUUCUUCCAAGACAACGGGCGAUUGACUCUGCAGGGCAAGCCCUAUGAGGCUUCAAGAUCUAGUAUCAUAAGCCAGUCCAGUUCUUUAACUGAUCUAAACUUGGACAGUCCUCGGGAUCAGCAAAAUCCUCUCUCACUUCCUCAGUCCCACCUGAGGCCAAAGAGUGCUGCAUCUGCCUGGGUCUCUACUAUCACCAUCCCCCAGCCCUUCAAGAUGACUCUGCGUGAGGCUCAUAAAAAGCCCCAGUUGAUGAAAUCACGUGCAUCCCUUGAGCUGGAAAAACAAAGGGACAAAAGACAAAGUCAGGAGGAGGCAGAGUGCCAGAAGCAGUUCCGCGCACAGCCGGUGCCUGCCCAUGUCUACUUGCCACUCUACCAGGAAAUAAUGGAGCAGAAUGAGAUUCGCAGGGAGGUGGCAACACAGAAGAGAAAAGAGUUGCUCCUUUCCACUCAGCGACCCUUCAGCUUCCUGGAGAAGGAGGACAAGAAAAAGGAGGCCAUCAGACAGAAGAUCUUGGCAGCACUGGCUCCAGUUGAGAACUCCAAACCAAAAGGCAACAAGACAGUCCCUAAAUUCAUCUACAACCCAGUUCUUGGGGAUAAACUCAAAGAAGCUGAACUCUACAGGAAAAUUCGCAUUCAGAUGAGAGCCAAGGAUUUGUUGGAAAACUCCUCAGCUCCUAUUGAUCCUAGCAACAGACAAAGAGAGCCACAGUCCCGAAUCGCCACCAAAACCAAACAAGAAAAACUCAGCUUCCUGCAAGACGACUUCAGCUUUAAACCAAGAAUUAACCCAGAGGUGCCUGAUUUUGAAAGACUUUACUGGGCGUUUCAGAGAGAAGCAAUAAGGAUACGAGAAGUCAAAGAGCCAACUCGUAAUCAACCAUUUAAACUGAGAACCUCCAAUCUCCACUACAGGCAGAGACAGGCUAAUGAGCAGAAAAUGAAGCAGUCUUCUAAGGCUCCGGUGCAAAGAAGUCGUUCUCUGACUGGUCUCUCCUCUCUCUCUUCCAACACCCUUCCAGUGCACAUUACAGAUGCAACAAGAAAGAGGGAAUCUGCUAUUAGAUACUGCCAGGAAGACAAAAAGAGCAGGGAGAAUGAAGGAAUUCAUUGGAUGGAGAUACAGAGAAAGAAAUGUCAGGCUAUGCAUAAAUCUAUGAGCAGUCGAGCAAAAGCAAUGGAUCCCCAUAAAAGCUUGGAGGAGACGCACAAGGAGAAGCUGAAACAGAACUGGCAGAAUGACCGCAAAAGAACAAAGGAGUACAAAAAAGAACUGGAAGAAAUGCAGCUACGAGUUAAGAACCGACCAUACCUCUUCGAACAGGUCACAAAGCAUGAUGCCCGGCAAGAGGCAGAGCGACACUACCGAGACACCCUUUGUCAGGUGGGGCUGAAUGAGGAAUUUGUAAGGAACAAAGGGAGAGAUGCUACUGACCUACCAAAGGAGGAAGAGUCUGAAACUCACAGAGCUCAGGAGUCUCAGAGGGACACAGACAUUGGCACUGUACAGGAAGAAGAAUCUUAGGAAGAGCAGAGCACAAAGAAAAUAACAUAAGAACCCUGCAUAAGACUCAGUGGACCUUCUUUCCAUUAUUUCCUUUAGUCCAAGAUUCUUGAGAGCAGCAGUUCCAAACUUUUUACCUGCAGACUUACUGCUUCCUGUGACCUGACAGCUUGGAGGAUGCCAUUUUGUAGAGCAGCAUGGUGUCUGCCACACCGCAUGAUCUCACACACACUGUACAUGCAAGGUCACAUUGUGUAGAGCAAAAUGGCAUCCUCCACACACACAGGAGCACUGUAAACGCAUCCACUGAUGGCAUGACUGUAGUCCCAUCUGCCGAUGGCACAAUCCCACUUGAGGGUACAACCCAUAGUUUGGGAACCGUUGUUCUAGAGUUUCGACAGUAGAACCUCAGAGUUAUGAACACCUCAGGAAUGGAGGUUAUUUGUAACUCUGAAAUGUUUGUAACUGAACAAAACAUUAUGGUGGUUCUUUCAAAAGUUUACAACUGAACAUUGACUUAAUACAGCUUUGAAACUUUACUAUGCAGAAGAAAAAUGCUGGUUUCUCUUUAUUUUUAGUAGUUUGCUUUUAACACAGCACUCUACUGUAUUUGCUUCCCCUCUCCUCCCCCCCCGGGCUCUGCUGCUGCCUGAUUUUGUACUUCCGGUUCCAGAUAAGGUUUAUAGUUGGGCAGUUUGUAACUCAGAUUCUACGGUAUUUCCAAGUGACUGACUUAAGAGAAAGCUGCUGUGGUUUGAAUGACAUAGGAAGACUACACACAGGAGUGAGAAGGUUAGGAUUGACUCUUGCCUCUCCCCAUAGUCCCCUCCUAAAUCCCUCAAAAGUGUUCCCCAACUGACUCAUUUCCCUGUCCCUUGGUUUGAAAUCUGAAAACCAGACUAACAGUGAGACUGCUUGAAGCAGAGAGAGAGGAGGGUGAUGGGUUGGGGCACUAUUGCUGAAAAGGAGAGGUAGACCUGAAGGCGAAUGACAUGUACACUUGCGUUCACUUCCUUUGUACUCAAAAGAUUCUGAAUGGAAAGGGCAAAUUUAGUAGAUUUUAAAAUUCUGCUCUGAAACUGUCUUUUUGAUGUUGAUUUCUGUUGAUGUUUCAUAAUGAAUGUGUAUGUUGAAGUGGAUUUUAAGUAAGAUAUUUGUACAGAAUAAUAGGUUUAUGGAUUUGAAUUCCCCUGGGGAGAAGACUGGAAAAGAAGCUCUUCUCUAGCAUCUUGCCUCUGUACCAGCUCAACAGCAGCUCUGCUCCUCUCCUAUUAUUCUGGAGACACAGUCUUGCCAUAAAAGUUGCAACCACUUUCCAUUAUAAAGCUCUAUUUUAGCCCCUUGUAACUUUGGCUCAGAUCAUGGGUUUGGCCUGAAAGUGGUAUGAUUUACUAUGAAGGGUGUCGGUGCAAGGUUUGAGGCAAUUCAUCACAUUUUGAGCUCCCUGUAAUUAAAAAGCUAUCCUAAUCUGAAGUUUGGACUCCUGUCCAAUAUUAUUCUCUCCUAGCUCAAAAUCAGUUUAAGGGGUUUUAACAAAGUUCUCUAAAGUCUCAUACUGCCUAUAUGCUGUAAUUAAGCAAAGUUCAUAGAAAUGUAGGGUUGGAAAGGAACUUGAGAGCUCUUCUAAUCCAACUCCUUGUGCUGAGACAGGGCCAAGUAUACCUAGACUAUUCCUGACAGAUGUUUUCUAACCUGUUCUUAAAAACCUCCAAUGGCAGGGAUUCCAUCACCUACCUUAGAGGCCUAUUCUAGCGCUUAACUAUCCUUAUAAUUAGAAAGUUUUUCCCAAUAUUUAACAUAAAUUUCCCUUGCUGAUUACUUCUUGUCCUACUUUCCUAGAACAUGAACAAUUGAUCACUAUCCUCUUCAUCACAGCCCUUAACAUUUUAAACAUUGUCAGGUCCCCCCAUAUUUUAACACUAGCAUCAAGUUGUCUUUUUUCAAAACUAAAUACACCGCUAACUUGAUAUAACACGACCCGAUAUAACAAGAAUUCGGAUAUAAUGUGGUAAAGAGUGCUCUGGGGAGACGGGGCUGCAUACUCCGGUGGAUCAAAGCAAGUUCAAUAUAACACAGUUUCACCUAUAACGCGGUAAGAUUUUUUGGCUCUCGAGGACAGCGUUAUAUCGAGGUAGAAGUGUACAUCAAUUUUUUUAAUCUUUCUUCAUAAAUUAGGUUUUCUAAACCUUUUAUCAUUUUUGUUGUUCUUCUUGGUACUUUCCAAUUUGUCCACAUCUUUCUUAAAGCGUGCCACCCAGAACUGUCAAAUAGAGCAGGACAGUUACCUCCCACUUCUUACAUACAACAUUGCAGUUAAUGCAACCCAGACUGAUAUUAGCCCUUUUUUGUAACUGCAUCACAUUGUUGACUCAUAUUCACUUUGUGAUCCACUCUACCCUCCCACGCCCCAAUCCCUUUCAGCAGUACUACCACCUAGCACUUAUUCCCCCUUUUGUAGGAAGAAAAAAUUAGAUGCACCCCAAAGUAUAGUACUCUUCACUUGUCUUUACUGAAUGUUUGUGUUGAUUUCAGACUAAUUCUCCAAUUUGUCACAGUUGUUUUGAAUUCUAAUUGUGCUGCAAAGUGUUUGCACCCCUCCCAACUUAGUGUCAUUUGCAGAUUUUUAUAAGCAUAUUCUCCACUCCAUGAUGCAAGUCAUUAAUGAAAACAUUGAAUUUUACCAGACCCAGAAUAGACCCCCUACCAAACUCCCCUCUUUCACAGUCAACCAUUAAUUACUACUCUGAAUACAGUCUUUCAACCAGUUUUGCACCCACCUUACAGUAAUUUCAUCUACCACACAUUUCCCUAGUUUGCUUUUUUGUUGUGGAUGGUUUGGGGACCAGUUCUACUCCUCUUGAUAUCAGUGGCUGUUAGGGGACCAAGCCUGUCCCCAUUAACAUUACUGUGAUUUUUUUCUAGAUGGAUUUCAGUGGGACCAGGCACUAUAUACAAGUAUGUCCACUCCACUGCUUGCAUCUUAAAUGAUAUAAAGGGUAUUUCUAUAACUGACAGCUAAGAGAGAUCUUCCUUCAGAUAACAGUGGGGGUGGGGGUCUGUUUUUUUAGGGGUAAGUCUCAUUGACAAUUAAAAUAUUUUCUGAAAAUGUGCAUUAUGUCAAAGUGCUUUGAGAUUAAAAGAUUUUAAAAUGUUUUUUUAA
Malaclemys terrapin pileata is the source of this 4999-nucleotide messenger RNA. It is a transcript of the gene FAM161B, whose product is annotated as FAM161 centrosomal protein B. Gene Ontology annotation, cellular component: cilium. The record is from RefSeq and is a predicted model, not a curated record. The transcript is spliced from 9 exons. The coding region runs from base 1 to 1860 and encodes 619 amino acids. Gene Ontology annotation, biological process: cilium organization. NCBI's taxonomy places the organism in Eukaryota, Metazoa, Chordata, Testudines, Emydidae.